UGAUCGGAAUUUUUGAUAUCUCACUUCGAGAUAACUGCAGCGUUUUAUCUCUCCAACUUUCUCAAUCCCGAUUUCCCAAUUCCCAAAACCGCCAUUUCCCACUCUUCCUCUCCGUCGCCUGCGAUGGCCGCAGCGGCGGACAGCCUACUGAAAUCUGGUGAAGUUUCCGCCAUGAUCCGCCAAGGCUUUCUAUCCCCUUCUUCUACCCCGUUCUCUUCCUCCCGCUUCUCCCCUCAACAUCCCUCCCCUCCAUUCUCCUCCCCGCCACCCUCGUCCUCCUCUUCUUCUUCCCCUUCCACCUCGUCCUCCUCCUCGUCGCACCCCUCUCCAUCAACCCCACCAACCACGCUGUUUGAUAUGAUCGCUAGGGAGAAUCAAGCUCAUCGUCCGUCGGCGGAAGCAGAUCACAACGAAAAGCGAUUACGGCUCCAGGAGCGGAUCGCUAGGGUGCUCGCCGGAGCGAGGCCCGAUUGGGGACAUGGCGAUGUGGAGCUGUCGGUGAGCUCUGCUGAUGGGUUUAGAGUUUCGAUGGGGGUUCAUCGUCGCGUCUUGGCAGCGGGGAGCCGCUUCUUUGCGGAGAAUCUGGGGCGGCGGGGCGGAGUGGUGGAGAUCUGCGAGUGCGAUGAUGUGGAAGUGUACGUUGAAGUGGUGGCUAUGUUGUACUGUGGCGAUCUACGGAGGCGGCUUUGCGGCGAGGGUGCAAAGCGGGUGCUUGGUUUGCUCAAGGUUUCAGCAGCCAUAAUGUUUGAUGCUGGAGUGACAGCAUGCCUUGAACACCUGGAAGCCAUUCCAUGGUCCGAGGAAGAGGAAGAAGAGGUAGUAUCUGUUCUCAGUCAGCUACAGCUAAGAGACCCAGUGGCUGAGGUUUUGCAAAGAGUUCUCGUGGAAUCAUCUUCUUCCUCCAGAGCAGAUGCAAUUUUCCUGCGGCUUCUUGCUGGCGUUCUGCAAUCCAAAGACGAGAAAGCUCGCCGAGACAUGAAAGCUUUGAUGCUUGGAUUGCUCAGAGAAGACAAUCCUCAAACUGGUGAACUCACCGAUAGGAUUGAUGUGUCAAGGGAAACUCUGUAUCACCUCUGCCACAAAUGCCUCAGUUCUCUUCUGGUCAGUGUAACAGAAGCUGCAAUGCUGGAUGAAAACAGGCGCGAUGACCGUGGGAACUUCAUGGCUGAAAUUGCUCAUGAAGCCGACAACAUCCAGUGGCUAUUUCAGAUUCUGAUAAGCAAGAAGAUAGCUGAUGAGUUUGUGAUGCUGUGGGCAGAACAAAAAGAGCUUGCAGAUCUCCAUGGCCAGAUUCCAAGCAUAUUUCGAUACGAAAUCAGCAGAAUUACAGCUCAGUUAUGCAUCGCCCUGGGCAAGGGAGAGGUGUUGGUGGCCAAGGAAGCUAGGUUUGCGGUGUUGAGUACAUGGCUGGAUGCACUGUAUGAGGAUUUUGGAUGGCUGAAGAGAGCUUGCAGAGGGCUUGAUAAGAGGAUGGUAGAGGAAGGACUGUGUCAAAUGAUACUGACAUUGUCAAUGGUGCAGCAGCAGGUGGUGCUGCUGCGGUGGUUCGAUAGGUUUCUGAAGAAAGGAGAUGAGUGCCCAAAUUUGCAGAGGGCGUUCCAGGUGUGGUGGAGAAGAUCUUUUGUGAGGAGGUUUGUAGGAGAAGAAGAAGAAGGUGGAGGUCAGUAUCCUUCUGAUUUGCAGAUUGUUGUUUGUGAUCAGUCUGCUUGAAGGUUUUAAUCGGGUGCUUAUUGGCCUGUUUAUUGUGCAUAGGCUCGCUUGAUUUUCACAUGGAAUGUGCAGACUAAUGAGACUUUAUCAUCCUCUUGCAUACAGCAUUUGUGUAGGCAGAUGCUAUGGAGAAAUUAUUAGGUUUGGGCACCUGACAGAGAGAAUCAUCUGGAUUUCUCUCUGCGCAGUCAAAUCAAAGUUACUGUAGCUGCUGCGCUUUUAUUGUAGACAGAGAGAAAUCCGGAUGAUUCUCUCUGUCUGAUGUUCGCACCUUGUAAUUUGCCGAUGCUACAUGCAUGUAGAGUUGAACUCGUGCAUUGUGUGACCAUUUUCAUUUAUUUUAUUUCUUUUGUGAACA
Dendrobium catenatum is the source of this 2068-nucleotide messenger RNA. RefSeq names its product BTB/POZ domain-containing protein At5g60050. Bases 124 to 1710 code for a protein of 528 amino acids. Gene Ontology annotation, molecular function: protein binding. The record is from RefSeq and is a predicted model, not a curated record. NCBI's taxonomy places the organism in Eukaryota, Viridiplantae, Streptophyta, Magnoliopsida, Asparagales, Orchidaceae. The transcript has 2 exons.